This is a messenger RNA of Esox lucius (northern pike), 2124 nucleotides long. It is a transcript of the gene camkk1b, whose product is annotated as calcium/calmodulin-dependent protein kinase kinase 1, alpha b. The transcript is spliced from 17 exons. The record is from RefSeq and is a predicted model, not a curated record. NCBI's taxonomy places the organism in Eukaryota, Metazoa, Chordata, Actinopteri, Esociformes, Esocidae. Bases 300 to 1787 code for a protein of 495 amino acids. Gene Ontology annotation, molecular function: protein kinase activity; ATP binding. Gene Ontology annotation, biological process: activation of protein kinase activity; protein phosphorylation; CAMKK-AMPK signaling cascade.
GCCUUCCUCCCUUUUUAGAAUAAUCUUUACCUGGCUAAAUACGUCCAGGGCUAAUCUUUAAGGCUGGAGUGAUCCUGUAGUCCUUGGCUCAGCAGUGAAAGUCCUGCCCUUAGACACAAAAGGGUUUUCCCAUUUAACCAUCAGCAGGACACAACAUGCAGCUCCUCAACACUGACAAGCAAUAUAGGAUCCUCAAGCUAUGUCAUAAUGGUGGGCAUUCUGUUAAUAUCAACAAGAGGGCCCUUGUGAUAUUUGUGAUCGUUCUCUGCAACUGAACCAAGACUGGGAGUGGGGCAGCCAUGAGUGUAGACACUGACGGAUUGGUGGAGCUGGACUCUGAGCACAAUGCUGAGCUGGCUGACAUGGUGGCCGGCAUGAAAAUAAAUGUGGCAUCCAACCGGAUUACCCCUCCCAUCUGCCACCGAAGGCCCCCUGCCACAGCUCGCCAGAAACUGUCAUUGUCAGACAGGAAGCUGUCAUUGCAGGAGCGAUCAACCCAGCCGCGAGUCCAUCGGCCUACGAUCGAGUCCAAGCGGGUGUCCAUCUCAGAUUCCCAGGAUUGUAUUCAGCUCAACCAAUACAAGUUGAAGGAAGAAAUUGGAAAGGGCUCAUAUGGUGUGGUGAAAUUAGCAUACAAUGAAAAUGAUGAUCAAUACUAUGCAAUGAAAGUAGUUUCAAAAAAGAAGCUGAUGAAGAUGUGUGGAUUUCCUCGACGUCCACCUCCCCGAGGAGCCACAACAGAACCGGGACUGUCACCCAGAACCAUGGGGCCACUGGACAGGGUCUACCAAGAGAUCGCCAUCCUGAAGAAAUUAGACCACCCUAACAUUGUCCGUCUGGUCGAGGUCCUUGAUGACCCUGAUGAAGACAACCUCCACAUGGCCUUUGAGUUAGUGCCAAAAGGCCCAGUGAUGGAGGUGCCCAAUGACACUCCCUUUACCGAGGAACAGGCCCGAAUCUACUUCAGAGACAUCAUCCUGGGGAUUGAAUACUUGCACUACCAGAAGAUCAUCCAUAGAGACAUCAAGCCUUCCAACCUGUUACUAGGUCAUGAUGGCCAUGUAAAGAUUGCAGAUUUUGGUGUCAGUAACCAGUUUGAGGGUAGCGAUGCUCUCCUGUUCAGUUCUGCGGGGACUCCAGCCUUCAUGGCUCCAGAGAUGAUGACUGACCAUGAGCAGAGCUUUACUGGCAAGGCCUUGGAUGUGUGGGCCAUGGGAAUCACAUUGUACUGCUUUAUGUAUGGGAAGUGCCCUUUUUUUGAUGAAUACAUCAUUGGCCUGCACAAUAAGAUAAGGAACAGGGCUGUAGAAUUUCCAAAUACGCCUAAUGUAUGCAUGAAGUUGAAGAAUCUCAUUUUAAGGAUGCUUGAUAAAAAUCCUUAUUCAAGGAUCACCGUUCCUGAAAUCAAGGAGCACCCGUGGGUGACAAAGGAUGGCACUGACCUCCUGCCCCUGGAGGAAGAACACUGCACAGUGGUGGAGGUCACUGAGGAGGAGGUCCAGAACUCCAUCAAACUCAUCCCAAGUCUGUCUGCUGUGAUUCUAGUGAAAUACAUGCUGAGGAAGAGGUCCUUCAGCAACCCCUUUGAGUGUCACAACAGGAGGGCAAAGCGCUCCAUGUCGGCCCCAGGAGGCCUCCUUGCGGAAUCUUGGGGGCGCUUGGAAUCUAAGGUUCAUCCUUCAUUGAGGACAAGUGCAUACAGGAAAUCAAGCCGAGAAGGAGAGCUGAAUGGAAGCAGAGAGGGCGAGUUAGAGGACCUUACAGAAGAUGAAGUUGCAUUUCCGUAGGUCUGCUGAUAAGUUAGCUUUACCUUCCACACAUUUUAUUCUCUUCUCUGACUAAUUACAAUUGUUCAAAGGAAACUCUUUGCUUCACCUUUAGAUAUAAUGUAAUUUUCAUUUAAUGUAUUUGAAAAGAGAACUGAAUACAAAGGGCUCACCCUGAUACAAUAUUUUAGAAAAUGCUGCAAUUGACAUUGUAAAUCAUAUAUAGACAUUGCAAAACAUGUAUUUGGUGUACUUGUUUUGUCUUAUCCUAUCUGCAUCAUGUUCAUGUCUGUAAACAUAGCUUGUAAAAUGUCUGUUCAUUAUGUACUACAUUGCUAAUAAAUGUUACAUUUCGGUA